UCUAGGGGUCCGCGUUCGGUAAAUCUAGCCGCAUUUCGUUUUUCCUUUUUCUUUUCAUCCAUGCCCGAUAAGAUCUUUCUAAAUUGAGCAUUAUUUUGAAUCUUUUCCGUUACAACAUAGCGAUUUUUUCUCCUUUCCAUUGCCAGAAUUGGGAUUGUGAAGAAGAUACGCGGAGAGAGAGAGAGAGAUGGGAAGAAAGGAUGAACAUAGGCCUUUGGGAAGCUGAUAGAUCAAAAGAGAGCUGCAGAAACGCCGGCCGGGUUCUUUGAUCUGGAAUACCUGAUAGAUCAAAAGAGGGCUCCAGAAACAUCGGCCGGGGUCCAUUUUCUGGAAACCCCCGUGCCAAAUUGAGAUUUUGAUCGUCUUCCGUCAAUCCCCGCCGGGUUUCUUGUCUGGUUUUGAGGGUGGGGGUGUGGUUUUACAUUUAUCGAGGAAGAUUUGGGGUUUCAGUUUUAUAAGAAAACUUUCUUUUUGAAAGAAAGGGUGAUUUUUUCUUUCAUGAAGGUCAGAAGCUAGGAAACCAUUAGGUUCGUCUCUGGAUUUCAACCUUCUGAAGAAUAAAAUUCUGCUAUUAGGCUUGAUGCAUCUCCUUUUUCCGUCUGCAGCCUGGUUUUAUAAUUGGGGGAAAAGCGUGGCACUUUCUGCUUCUUCCUUAUGGGCUGCAUUUGCUCGAAAGGAAUUGAAACAGAAGAAAUUGCUGAGGACUUAAACAAGGGGUCAAGAAAAUCCUUAAAACAGCUUGUUACUCAUUCACAGAAGGAUGCUGCUUUGUUCAUUGAAGCUGAAGCUGCUGCUACUAGAAGCAUUGGGGCCAGCACGAGACCUGCAGUUAAGCUACUAGAGAAUUUGAUGCCCCCUUUUCCUAGACAAUCUAAUGGAGGUGAGAAGAAUAGUGUGGUUGUCUCUUCAGAUAGAACAGGGAUGUCUGUCGGGCACCAGAGAAACAGGACUGUUGAUGCCAGAGUGAAUGGUGAAAAUCUUCAAUCAAAUAUAUUGACUACGAAGGGCAAUGGUGGGUCGAACUCAGGGAUCUUCGAUGUGCCAAAUGGUUUUUCCGGUGAGCAUGUGGCUAUUGGUUGGCCGGCGUGGCUCAUCAGUGUUGCACCAGAAGCAGUGAAUGGUUGGCUGCCUCGAAGGGCAGAUUCAUUUGAGAAAUUAAAUAAGAUUGGACAGGGAACUUAUAGCACUGUGUAUAAAGCUCGCGACCUUCAAACUGGAAAAAUGGUUGCUCUCAAGAAAGUGCGUUUUGUUAAUAUGGAUCCCGAAAGUGUUCGUUUCAUGGCAAGAGAAAUUCAUAUUUUGCGUAAACUCGAUCAUCCUAAUAUUGUAAAGCUCGUCGGAAUAGUUACAUCAAGAAUGUCAUGCAACUUAUAUCUUGUAUUUGAAUAUAUGGAUCAUGAUCUUGCCGGACUUGCUUCAACACCCGGCAUCAAGUUCACCGAGCCACAGAUUAAGUGCUACAUGCAACAACUAUUUCGUGGGCUUGAAUACUGCCAUAGCCAUGGAAUUUUACAUCGAGAUAUCAAGGGCUCUAAUCUUCUGAUUGACAAUGAUGGCAUCCUUAAAAUAGCGGAUUUUGGCCUGGCAACAUUUUUCAAACCUGGCCAGAAUCAGUCCUUAACAAGCCGUGUUGUGACUCUAUGGUAUCGGCCUCCUGAGCUCUUGUUGGGUGCCACUGAAUAUGGUGUUGCUGUUGAUUUAUGGAGUAGUGGUUGUAUCCUUGCAGAAUUACUUGUUGGAAAGCCAAUCAUGCCAGGAAGAACUGAGGUAGAACAAUUGCAUAAAAUUUUCAAACUCUGUGGAUCUCCUCCAGAAGACUAUUGGAGAAAACCAAAGUUGCCCCAUGCUACUAUUUUCAAACCUCAGCGUCAAUACCCUCGCCGAAUUGAAGAGACAUUCAGGGAUUGCCCUCCGUCAACUUUGGCUCUUCUUGAUACUCUUCUUGCAAUUCAACCAGAGGAUCGAGGAACUGCAUCUUCUGCCCUUCAAAGCAAAUUUUUCACAACAAAUCCUCUAGCCUGUGAUCCUUCAAGCUUGCCCACAUAUCCACCUAGCAAGGAGUAUGAUGCUAAGCUUCGGGAUGAGGAAGCUAGAAGGCAAAGAGCUGCAGCUCGCGAAAAUAAAGUUGCAGCUGACCACAAACCUAAGCCAGGGCAGGAUGCUAAUGGGAACCUGCAGAGAUGGCAAGGCCAAACAAAUCCCAAAAGCGCAAGUGAUAAGUACAGAGCUCUAGAAGAAGCUGGGUCAGGGUUUCCCAUUGAUCCUCCCAGAGUAGCUCAGAAUGACUUACCUAACUCUAAUUCAACAAUGCACACAAGUGCAUUUGGAUCCUCAUGGAUUAAGAAAGAUGAUAUGAGGAUGAUUAAUCGUGCAUCCAGUACUGUUUUGGUACCGAAUGGUGCUCAGUUGAGAUCACAGAAAUCUUGCAUACCUCCAAGUGGUGGCGUGGAGUUCGCCAAUACAAGUAGUAUGAGCUCCCGGCAUGGUAGGCUUGAUGCUGCUGAGCCGAAGGAGAAGCAGCGUGUGCUAGAUAGAACUUUCUCUACUCAAAAGAGAGAUGUAAUGACUGGAGGCCAGGAAACUACUAUAGGUUAUGGUGGCAAAAGCAGAAAAAUCCAAUACUCAGGGCCAUUAAUGCCCCCUGGUGGGAAUAUGGAAGAGUUGCUGAAAGAGCAUGAGAGGCAAAUCCAGCAAGCUGUCCGAAAAGCUCGGCUUGAUAAGGUCAAGACCAAGAAGCACUUAUAGUGUGAACCUGUCUGAAGCCUUUCUUCCCUAACAUAAACUGGAGUUUUAGGCUUCAUUUGGGACGGUUUUCUUUCUGCUUCUUAAAGCAGCUUUUCAGUAAAAUUUUGUACUAAAAACCUGCUUUAAGAAGCAUAAAUAAAACUAUCCUAAACAAAGCCUUAAUGCUCAAGAAUCUUAUCUAGGCCAAUGUAAAUGUUCUUUGUAAGUGAA
This is a messenger RNA of Dendrobium catenatum, 2955 nucleotides long. Its product is annotated as probable serine/threonine-protein kinase At1g54610. Gene Ontology annotation, cellular component: cyclin-dependent protein kinase holoenzyme complex; nucleus. Bases 655 to 2745 code for a protein of 696 amino acids. Lineage: Eukaryota; Viridiplantae; Streptophyta; Magnoliopsida; Asparagales; Orchidaceae. The record is from RefSeq and is a predicted model, not a curated record. The transcript has 8 exons. Gene Ontology annotation, biological process: positive regulation of transcription elongation by RNA polymerase II; protein phosphorylation. Gene Ontology annotation, molecular function: RNA polymerase II CTD heptapeptide repeat kinase activity; cyclin-dependent protein serine/threonine kinase activity; ATP binding.